Messenger RNA from Musa acuminata AAA Group (dessert banana), 12673 nucleotides. RefSeq names its product VQ motif-containing protein 4-like. The transcript has a single exon. Bases 340 to 1077 code for a protein of 245 amino acids. The record is from RefSeq and is a predicted model, not a curated record. Lineage: Eukaryota; Viridiplantae; Streptophyta; Magnoliopsida; Zingiberales; Musaceae.
AAGCUCACUGACUCUCGUUUUCUUUUCUUUUUCUUUGUGUUUUUUGUUUCCAAGACGACGACAGCCUGUCGGUGACGAGCACCGAUAGAUUCUCGUGUUUCAAGAAAAGAGAACCCGGUCGGUGAAGAGCUCCCAGCAGCUUUCUUGUCCCCUUUCUCCACCACCACCACCACCUCACAAAUCAUUCUACUCUCUCGCUUCCCUCCCCUCCCCUCCCCUCCCCGUACUGUUUGUUCCCCGCUCCUUUUUCCCAGCUUUUCUUUUUCCCUUGCCUGCUUUUGGCUCCUCUCGGUUUCCUUGUUCUUCAAAAGCAACGAGUUUUCCCUCCCCCUGCAUCAAAUGGAAAACCAUUCGAAAGCUCAAGAAACCAACAGCAGCAGUAGCAGCAAUUACAGCCGCAACAAUGGAGCAACGACACCAGCAGCAGCUCCGUCACCGCCAUCGCCACCAGCUCUGCCUCCCAAAACCAUUCCGAAAGCCUGCGAGGUGAAUCCGUACCCGACGACCUUCGUCCACGCAGACACCUCCUCCUUCAAGCAGGUAGUCCAAAUGCUCACAGGCUCAGCCGAGACCGUCGCCGCUGCCGCGGCCGCUAGCUCGACGGCACAGAAAGCACCGGUUGCCCCGGCCACCAAGGCUACCGGCCCAAAAAAGCCUGCUUUCAAGCUCUACGAGCGGCGGAACAGCCUCAAGAACCUCAAGGUACUCAGCCCCCUCGUUCCAGCAUUCUUCAACUCCAGCCCCAACCCCAACUCCCUCGUCGCCGCUGCCGGAUUCUCUCCUCGGAAGCAGCCGGAGAUCCUGUCGCCCAGCAUGCUGGACUUCCCUUCGCUGGUGCUCAGUCCGGUGACGCCCUUGAUCCCCGACCCCUUCAACCGGCCGCCGCACCACCCGACUUCGGCGGCUGCCAAAUGGGCGGAGGACCGGGCGAUCGCCGAGAAGGGGUUCUACCUGCAUCCUUCGCCGCGGGCUUCGACGGACGCGGAGCCUCCGCGGCUGCUACCCUUGUUCCCAGUGACAUCUCCCAAGGUCUCGUUCGACUUAUCUCUUGCCGUACCUCACUCCUCCACCAGAUAAGUUUACGUCCAGAAUUGUGUUCGGUCUCUGUACUCGUUUUAGCUUCGAUUGCAUGGGUUUAUUCCUUCCUCCGCGAAUGCAAAUCGAGCAGCAUGGCACAGAAUCAUCAUCUCCUUAUUCCUUCUCUCUUUUGCCGACAUGAUUGGGAGAGUGAUACAAGAAGAAGAAGAAGAAGAAGAAGAAGAAGAAAAAUGAUGGCUCUUCUAAGUCAGAGAAAAAAAGCCAGCUAGUCCGCACUGCUUCAGCAUGUGCGAGUUCUGAUGAUGAAGGGUGGGUGGAACAAUAUAAAUUGAUGAACCAAGCUACUGCCGAGUGAAAGAUGACCCCUAUCCCUUCCCACUUCUUCGAGUCUGUCGUGAGGUGCUUGGAUCGAUGGGUUGAAGUCUCUGUUUCACCGUCCUUUUCUUUCUCUCUCUCUCUCUCUCUCUCUCUCUCUUUCACAUGACGACUGAUGAUGAGCCAAGACACCAAGGCUUUUGAAUCUCAAUGCCUGUGAACACUAUAAACCUUACCAGCACUGCUUUUGCUUGCUAGGUUUAAGCAGUACAAAGGUUGCCUCUCGUUUCAGGUAUCUUCCCGAUGACCGCAUGUCUGAAACUGGUGGAAGACAAGGACUGCAGCUAGCUUUUAAAUGCAUGAAGCACCUACUAACUUCCGGUCAGCUAUGAUGGAUGGACCUGUGUGUCAGAAAGGACAGCGAAAAAUCUAUCCAUCCCGAUGCCACUUUUUUUUUUUCCCUACUUGGAUGGAUGGAUGGAUCUCAUCGACCAUAAAUAGAAGGGGACCAUCAUCAUCAUCAUCAUCGUUAUGGAUAGGGCAGGCGAUUCAUUCAUCACAUCUGAAUUCAGAGUAAGCCAACGACAGCUUCUCUCGACUUCGUUCCGAGAUCGACUCCCCUCCUCGGAGUUGACUAAUUAAGGUCGCAGCAGAUCAGGCAAGAGAAGUUUGGAACCAACGACGAUACGAUAUGACCAAGUUCAAACGAAGAAACGAGACCUUCGUUAUUAAUAAGCUGUCAACGGGCAAUCCUAACUCUUAUUUGCAUCAUCGUCUUCUAGCUGAGGCUUCCACUUUCAGGUUAAUUUUUUUGACAGCGAUUAACACAAUGUCCACCACCUAAAUGCAAUGCUUGUAUCGUAAUUGAUACUUGGAAUAAAAAAUAAAAAUCUUUUUUGAUCCGAGCUUAGCGUGGACGCAAUUCCGAGUGCGUGAAUCUCAAACAAAUAAAUAAAUAAAUACUUGGUACCCUGUAUAGAAAUUUUGCCUUCAACCCAAACCAUAUUUCAAAGCUAGUAGCGGAUACCAGGCAAAGGCAAAACAAGUUCCACGACGACCGGCAAAAGCAAAAGCGAGACGUCGAAAUAAAAUUAAACAAAAGAAAUUAAGUAAAAUAAAUUGAUAUGAAAACAAAAUUAAGUAAAAGAAAUUGAGUAAAAUAAAUUGAUAUGAAAACAAAAUUAAGUAAAAUAAAUUGAUAUGAAAACAAAAUUAAGUAAAAUAAAUUGAUAUGGAAUAAGCAAAAGAAUUAAUAUGAAAAUAAAAUUAAACAAAAGAAAUUGACAUGUAAAUAAAAUUAAGUAAAAGAAACAAACGUAAAAAUAAAAUUAAACAAAAGAAACUGACAUUUAGAUAAAAUUAAGCAAAAAAAAUUGAUAUUAAUACAAAAUUAAAUAAAAGAAACUGACAUUAGGAUAAAAUUAAGUAAAAAAACUAUCAUGUGGUAAAAUUAAAUAAAAGAAAUUAACAUGGAGAUAAAUUUAAACAAAAAAAUUAAUAUAGAAAUAAAAUUAAGCAAAAAAAUUGAUAUAGAGAAAAAAAUAAGCAAAAAAAACUAAAAAUGAGAAAAAAAUAAGCAAAAGAAACUAAAAUAGAGACCAAAUUAGGUAAAAAAAAAGGUUACAUGAGCACAAAUUAAACAAAAGAAACAAGUAUGGAAAUAAAAUUAAGCAAAAGAAAUAAGUAUGGAAAUAAAAUUACGCAAAAAAACUAACUUUGAAACAAAAUUAAGUAAAAUAAACUAACAUGGAAGCAAAAUUAAGUAAAUAAAACUAAUAUAGAGACAAAAUUAAACAAAAAAAAUUGACAUGCAGAGAAAAUUAAACAAAAGAAACUGAUAUAGAGAUAAAAUUAAGUAAAAAAAACUGACAUUGAGACAAAAUUAAACAAAAGAAAUUGACACGAAAAUAAAAUUAAGCAUAAGAAACUAACAUGGAAACAAAAUUAAGCAAAAGAGACUGACAUUGAGACAAAAAAUUAUAUAAAAGAAACUGACAUCGAGACAAAAUUAAGCAAAAGAAAUUGGCAUUGAGACAAAAUUAAGCAAAAAAAACGGGCAUGGAGGCAAAAUUAAGUAAAAGAAACUAGCAUGUAAAUAAAAUUUAGCAAAAGAAACUGGUAUGGAAAUAAAAUUAACCAAAAGAAACUCUGGUGAUAACAAAAUUAACCAAAAGAAACUCUCAUAAAAACAAAAUUAAGCAAAAAAAAAAAAGCAUGAGAACAAAAUUAAGUAAAAGAAACUAGCAUUGAAACAAAAUUAAGUAAAAGAAACUGAUAUGGAAGCAAAAUUAAGCAAAAUAAACUAAUAGAAAAAUAAAAUUAAGCAAAAGAAAUUGACAUAGAAACAAAAUUUAGCAAAAGAAACUAUCAUAUAAACAAAAUUAAGCAAAAGAAACUAACAUGAAAACACAAUUAAGUAAAAAGACCUACAUGAAGACAAAAUUAAGCAAAAAAAAACUAAUAUGGUGACAAAAUUAUGCAAAAGAAACUCAUAUGGAAACAAAAUUAUGAAAAAAACGGAUAUUGAGAAAAAAUUAAGCAAAAGAAACUAACAUAAAGAUAAAAUUAAGCAAAAGAAACUAACAUGAAGACUAAAUUAAGUAAAAGAAAUUAACAUAUAGAUAAAAUUAAGCAAAAGAAACUGAUAUGGAGACAAAAUAAAAAAAAAUUGACAUUUAGAUAAAAUUAAGCAAAAGAAAUUGACAUGGAAAUAAAAUUAAGCAUAAGAAACUGACAUGGAAAUAAAAUUAAGCAAAAGAAACUGACAUGACGAUAAAGUUAAGAAAAAGAAACUAAGAAGAUAAAAUUAAGCAAAAGAAAUUGACAUGGAGACAAAAAUAAGCAAACAAACUGACAUCAAGACAAAAUUAUGCAAACGAAAUUGACAUCGAAAAAAAAUUAAGAAAAAAAAACUAAUAUCGAGACCAAAUUAAACAAAAGAAAUUGGCAUUGAGGCAAAAUUAAGCAAAAUAAACUAGCAUGUAAAUAAAAUUUAGCAAAAGAAACUGGCAUAGAAACAAAAUCAACCAAAAAAACAAUAGAGAAAUAAAAUUAAACAAAAGAAAUUGACAUAGAAACAAAAUUUAGCAAAAGAAAUUAACAUGAAAAUAUAAUUAAGCAAAAGAAAUUGACAUGAAGACAAAAUUAAGUAAAAGAAAUAGACAUGGUGAUAAAAUUAAGAAAAAGAAACUGACAUGGAAACAAAAUUACGAAAAAAAUAGAUAUCGAGAAAAAAUUAAGCAAAAAAAUUGACAUUGAGACAAAAUUAUGUAAAAGAAACUGAAAUCGAGAUAAAAUUAAGAAAAAAAACUGAUAUUGGGACAAAAUUAUACAAAAAAAACUGACAUCGAGACAAAAUUAAGCAAAAGAAACUCACAAGGAAACAAAAUUAAGCAAUAAUAAAAUUAAGCAAGAAUAAAAUUAAGCAAAAGAAACUAACAUUAAAAUAAAAUUAAGUAGAAGCAACUAGCAUAGAAACAAAAUUAAGCAAAAGAAAUUGACAUGGAAACAAAAUUAAGCAAAAGAAACUGAAUCAAAAUUAAUCAAAAGAAACUACAUGGAGACUGAAUUAAGUAAAAAAAAAUUGACAUAGAAACAAAAUUAAGUAAAAAAAACUGACAUUGCUAUAAAAAUUAAGCAAAAGAAACUUACAUAGAGACAAAAUUAAGUAAAAUAAAUUGACAUUGAGAUAAAAUUAAGCAAAAGAAACUAGCAUUGAAACAAAAUUAAGUAAAAGAAACUGACAUAUAAACGAAAUUAGGCAAAAGAAAUUGGCAUGUAAAACAAAAUUAAGUAAAAGAAAUUAUCUUGGAAACAAAAUUAAGCAAAAUAAACUAGCAUGAAAAUAAAAUUAAGCAAUCAAAAACACGAAUGGUAACAAAAUUAAGCAAAAGUAACUAGGAUGAAAAAAAUUAAGUAAAAGAAACUAGCAUUGGAAUAAAAUUAAGCAAAAGAAACUAGCAUGGAAACAAAAUUAAGCAAAAGAAACUGAUAUUGAAACAAAAUUAAACAAAAGAAAUCGAUAGGGAAAUAAAAUUAAGUAAAAGAAAUUAACAUAGAAACAAAAUUUAGCAAAAAAUCAUCAUAUAAAUAAAAUUAAGCAAAAGAAAUUGACAUUAAAAUAUAAUUAAGCAAAAGAAAUUGACAUGAAGACAAAGUUAAGCAAAAGAAACUGACAUACAAACAAAAUUACGAAAAAAAUGGAUAUCGAGAAAAAUUAAGCAAAAGAAACUAACAUAGAGACAAAAUUAAGCAAAAGAAACUAACAUGAAGACUAAAUUAAGUAAAAGAAAUUGACAUGUAGAAAAAAUUAAGCAAAAGAAACUAAUAUAGAGACAAAAUUAAGCAAAAGAAAUUAACAUACAGAAAAAAUUAAGCAAAAAAAACUGAUAUAGAGACAAAAUUAAGCAAAAGAAAUUAACAUUGAGACAAAAUUAAGGAAAAAAAAUUGACAUCGAAACAAAAUUAAGCUUAAGAAAUUGACAUUGAAACAAAAUUAAGCAAAAAAACUUACAUGAAGACAAAGUUAAGCAAAAGAAACUGAGGACACAAAAUUAAGCAAAAGAAACUAACAUGGAGAGAAAAUUAAGCAAAAAAAACUGACAUUGAGAUAAAAUUAUGCAAAACAAACUAACAUCUAGACAAAAUUAAGCAAAAGAAACUGUCAUGGAGACAAAAUUAAGCAAAAGAAACUCUCAUUGAAAUAAAAUAAAAAAAUACAAGUAUAAAAACAAAAUUAAGCAAAAGAAACUAGUAUGGAAAUAAAAUUUCCCAAACGAAACUCUCAUGGAAACAAAAUUAAGCAAAAAAAACAAGCAUGAAAACAAAAUUAAAUAAAUAAACUAGCAUGGAAACAAAAUUAAGCAAAAGAAACUAGCAUUGGAACAAAAUUAAGCAAAAGAAACCAGGAAACAAAAUUAAGCAAAAGAAACUGAUAUUGAAAUAAAAUUAAGCAAAAUAAACCGAUAGGGAAAUACAAUUAAGCAUAAGAAAAUUGACAUAAAAAUAAAAUUUAGCAAAAGAAACUGUCCUAUGAAGCUAACAUAGAGACAUGAAAACAUAAUUAAGCAAAAGAACCUAGAUUAAGCAAAAAACAUGAAGAUAUAAAAAUAAAAUUUAGCAAAAAAACUAACAUGAAAACAUAAUUAAGCAAAAAAAUAUAAUAUGAAGAUAAAAUUAAGCAAAAGAAACUAACAUGGUGACAAAAUUAAGUAAAAGAAACUCAUAUGCAGAUAAAAUUACGAAAAAAAAGGGACAUCGAGAAAAAAAUAAGUAAAAGAAACUAACAUAGAGACGAAAUUAUGUAAAAAAAACUAACAUGAAGAUUAAAUUAAGCAAAAGAAAUUGACAUGCAGACAAAAUUAAGCAAAAGAAACUAAUAUGGAGACAAAAUUAAACAAAAGAAAUUAACAUUGAGUUAAAAUUAAGCAAAAGAAAUUAGCAUUGAAACAAAAUUAAGCAUAAGAAACUGACAUAGAAAUAAAAUUAAGCAAAAGAAACUGACAUGGAGACAAUGUUAAGCAAAAGAAAUUGAGGAGACGAAAUUAAUCAAAAAAACUGAUUGAGACAAAAUUAUGCAAAAGAAACUGACAUCGAGACAAAAUUAAGGAAAAGAAACUGACAUGGAAACAAAAUUAAGUAAGAUCAAAAUUAAGGAAAAUAAACUGUUAUUAAAAUAAAAUUAAACAUAAGAACCUAGCAUGGAAAUAAAGUUAUGCAAAAGAAACUAAAUUUAAGAUAAAAUUAAGCAAAAAAAACUUACAUGGAAACAAAAUUAUGCAAAAGAAACUAAAUUUAAGAUAAAAUUAAGCAAAUGAAAUUGACAUGCAGACAAAAUUAAGCAAAAAAAAACUGAUAUAUAGACAAAAUUAAGCAAGAGAAACUAACAUUAAGACAACAUUAAGUAAAAGAAAUUGGCACGAAAAUAAAAUUAAUCAUAAGAAACUAACAUGGAAAUAAAAUUAAGCAAAAGAAACUGACAUGGAGAUAAAGUUAAGCAAAAGAAACUAAGGAGACAAAAUUAAGCAAAAGAAACCAACAUUGAGACAAAAUUAAACAAAAAAACAAACAUUGAGACAAAAUUAAGCAAAAGAAACUGACAUUGAAAUAAAAUUAAGCAAAAAAAACUCACAUGGAGACAAAAUUAAGCAAAAAAAGAAACUAGCAUGUAAAUAAAAUUUAGCAAAAGAAAUAGGCAUGGAAACAAAAUUAACCAAAAAAAACUCUCAUGGAAAUAAAAUUAAACAAAAAAAACAAGCAUGAAAAUAAAAUUAAGGAAAAGAAACUAGUAUGGAAACAAAAUUAAGCAAAAGAAACUAGCAUUGGAAUAAAAUUAAGCAAAAAAAUAGCAUGAAAACAAAAAUAAGCAAAAGAAACUAAUAUGGAAAUAAAAUUAAGCAAAAGAAACCAAUAAGGAAAUAUAAUUAAGCAAAAUAAAUUGACAUAGAAACAAAAUUUAGCAAAAGAAAUGGUCAUAUAAUUAAGCUUUCUAUGUCAAAACGGAUAUUGAGAAAUGGUCAUAAAAAUGGUCAUAAAACAUAGAAAUGGUCAUAAAACAUAAUUAAGCAAAUGAAACUGACAUGAAGAUAAAAUUAAGCAAAAGAAAUUGACCUAGUGAGAAAAUUAAGCAAAAGAAAUUGACAUGCAAACAAAAUUAAGUGAAAGAAACUUAUAUGGAGACAAAAUUAAACAAAAGAAAUUGACAUUGAGACAAAAUUAAGCAAAAGAAAUUGACUUAAAAAUAAAAUUAAGCAUAAGAAACUAACAUGGAAAUAAAAUUAAGCAAAAGAAACCGAGGAGACAAAAUUAAGCAAAAGAAACUAAGGAGACAAAAUUAAGCAAAAAAAAAACUGACAUUAAGAUAAAAUUAAGCAAAAAAACUGACAUUUAAACAAAAUUAUGUAAAAGAAACUAACAUCGAGACAAAAUUAAGUAAAAGAAACUGAUAUGAAGAUAAAAUUAAGCAAAAAAAAAUGGCAUGGAUGCAAAAUUAAGCGAAAAAAAUUAGCAUGUAAAUAAAAUUUAUCAAAAGAAACUAACAUGGAAACAAAAUUAACCAAAAGAAACUAUCAUAGAAACAAAAUUAACAAAAAAUAAUAAUAAUGAAAAUAAAAUUAAGCAAAAAAGAACUGAAAUGAAAAUAAAAUUAAGCAAAAGAAACUAGAAUUAGAACAAAAUUAAGGAAAAGAAACUAGCAUGGAAACGAAAUUAAGCAAAAAAAACUGAUAUGAAAACUAAAUAAAACAAAAGAAAUUGACAUAGAAACAAAAUUUAGCAAAAUAAAUUAUAAUAUAAAUAAAAUUAAGCAAAAGAAACUAAUAUUAUAACACAAUUAAGAAAAAGAAACCGAUAUGAAGAUAAAAUUAAGCAAAAGAAACUAACAUAGUGAUAAAAUUAAGCAAAAGAAAUUGACAUGCAAACAAAAUAAUGAAAAAAACGGAUAUUGAGAAAAAAUUAAGCAAAAGAAACUAACAUAAAGAUAAAAUUAUGUAAAAAAAACUAACAUGAAAACUAAAUUAAGCAAAAGAAAUUGAUAUGCAAACAAAAUUAAGCAAAAGAAACUGAUAUUGAGACAAAAUUAAGUAAAAGAAAUUAACGUUGACACAAAAUUAAGUAAAAAAAAUGGGCAUGGAAAUAAAAUUAAGCAUAAGAAACUGACAUGGAAACAAAGUUAAGCAAAAAAAACUAAAGAGACAAAAUUAAGCAAAAGAAACUAACAUUAAGAUAAAAUUAAGCCAAAAAACUAACAUUGAGAUAAAAUUAUGUAAAGAAACUGACAUCGAGACAAAAUUAAGCAAAAGAAACUGACAUGGAAACAAAAUUAAGUAAGAAAAAAUUUAAGCAAAAGAAACUGAUAUUGAGACAAAAUUAAGGAAAAGAAAUUGGCAUAGAGGCAAAAUUAAGCAAAAGAAACUAAUAUGUAAAUAAAAUUUAGCAAACGAAAUUGGUAUGGAAACAAAAUUAACCAAAAGAAACUCUCAUUGAAAAGAAAUUAAGCAAAAGAAACUAGCAUAGAAAAAAAUUAAACAAAAGAAACUAGCAUGGAAAAAAAAUUAAGCAAAAGAAAGUAGUAUUGGAACAAAAUUAAACAAAAGAAACUAGCAUAUAAACAAAAUUAAGCAAAAGAAACUGAUAUUGAAACAAAAUUAAGCAAAGGAAACUGAUAGGAAAAUAAUAUUAAGCAAAAGAAAUUGAUGUACAAACAAAAUUUAGCAAAAGAAACUAUCAUAUAAAAAAAUUAAGCAAAAGAAGCUGACAUGAAGACAAAAUUAAGUAAAAGAAACUGAUAUGGUCACAAAAUUAAGUGAAAGAAACUAACAUCCAAAUAAAAUUACGUAAAAAAAUAGACAUCGAGAAAAAAUUAAGCAAAAGAAACUAACAUAGAGACAAAAUUAAGCAAAAGAAACUAACAUGAAGACAAAAUUAAGCAAAAGAAACUAACAUGAAGACAAAAUUAAGCAAAAGAAACUAACAUGAAGACUAAAUUAAGCAAACGAAAUUAACAUGCAGACGAAAUUAAGCAAAAGAAACUGAUAUGGAGACAAAAUAAAAUGAAAGAAAUUGGCAUGGAAACAAAAUUAAGAAUAAGAAACUGACAUAAACAUUGAGACAAAAUUAAGCAAAAGAAAUUGGUAUUAAAACAAAAUUAAGCAAAAGAAACUGGAGACAAAGUUAAAUAAAAGAAACUAAGUAGACAAAAUUAAGCAAAAAAAAACUUAGGAGAUAAAAUUAAGCAAAAGAAACUAACAUGGAGACAAAAUUAAGCAAAAAAACUGACAUUGAGAUAAAAUUAUGCUAAAGAAAUUGACAUUAAGAUAAAAUUAAGCAAAAGAAACUAACAUGGAGAUAAAAUUAAGCAAAAGAAACUGGCAUGGAGGCAAAAUUAAGCAAAAGAAACUAGCAUGUAAAUAAAAUUUAACAAAAAAAACUGGCAUGGAAACAAAAUUAAUCAAAAGAAACUCUCAUUGAAACAAAAUUAAGCAAAAAAAAACAAGCAUGAAAACAAAAUUAAGCAAAAGAAACUAGCAUAGAAACAAAAUUAAGCAAAAGAAACUAGCAUUGAAAUAAAAUUAAUGAAAAAAACUAGCAUGAAAACAAAAUUAAGUAAAGAAAAACUGAUAUGAAAAACAAAAUUAAGCAAAAGAAGCUAACAUUGGAACAAAAUUAAGCAAAAGAAACUGUCAUGGAAACAAAAUUAAGCAAAAAAAACUGAUAAGGAAACUAAAUUAAGCAAAAGAAAUCAAUAGGGAAAUAAAAUUAAGCAAAAGAAAUUGACAUAGAAACAAAAUUUAACAAAAGAAACUGUUAUAUAAAUAAAAUUAACAAAAAAAAAACUAACAUGAAAACAUAAUUAAAUAAAAAAAACUGACAUAAAGAUAAAAUUAAGCAAAAGAAAUUGACACGUGACAAAAUUAAGUAAAAGAAACUAGCAUGCAAAUAAAAUUAUGAAAAAAAAUAGACAUUGAGAAAAAAUUAAGCAAAAGAAAUUAAUAUAGAGAUAAAAUUAAGUAAAAGAAACUAAUAUGAAGAUUAAAUUAAGCAAAAGAAAUUGACAUGCAGACAAAAUUAAGCAAAAGAAACUAAUAUGAAGACUAAAUUAAGCAAAAGAAAUUGACAUGGAGUCAAAAUUAAGCAAAAUAAAUUGAUUUUGAGAUAAAAUUAAGCGAAAGAAAUUGGAAUGGAAAUAAAAUUAAACAAAAGAAACUAAUAUGGAGACAAAGUUAAGCAAAAGAAAUUGAGGAGACAAAAUUAAACAAAAAAAACUAACAUGGAGAUAAAAUUAAGCAAAAAAAACUGACAUUGAGGCAAAAUUAUGUAAAAGAAACUGACAUUGAGAUAAAAUUAUGCAAAAAAAACUGAUAUUGAGAUAAAAUUAAGCAAAAGAAACUUAAAUUAAGCAAGAACAAAAUUUUUUGCUUAAUUUAUCUCAAUAUCAGUUUUUUUUAUCUCAAUUUACUUAAUUUAUCUGAAUAUCAUAAUUUAUCUAAAAUUAAACAGAAGAAACUAGCAUUGAAACAAAAUUAAGCAAAAAAAUUAACAUGAAAACAAAAUUAAGUAAAAUAUAUGGAGUCAAAAUUAAACAAAAGAACUAACAUGGAGACUAAAUUAAACAAAAAAAACUGACAUUGAUAUAAAAUAAAGCAAAAGAAACUUACAUAAAGAUAAAAUUAAGCAAAAGAAACUAGCAACGAAACAAAAUAAAGGAAAAGAAACCGAUAGGGAAAUAAAAUUAAGCAAAAGAAAUUGACAUAGGAAUAAAAUUUAGCAAAAGAAAUUAUCAUAUAAAUAAAAUUAAGCAAAAGAAACUAACAUUAAAACAUAAUUAAGAAAAAGAAAUUGACAUGUAGACAAAAUUAAGCAAAAGAAACUGACAUAAUUACAAAAUUAAACAAAAGAAACUGACAUGUAAACAAAAUUAGGCAAAACAAUUGGCAUGGAAACAAAAUUAAGCAAAAGAAAUUCUCAUGGAAACAAAAUUAAGUAAAAUAAACUAGCAUGAAAAUAAAAUUAAGUAAAAAAAACACGUAUGGUAACAAAAUCAAGUAAAAGAAACUAGCCUGGAAAAAAAUUAUGCAAAAAAAACUAGCAUAAAAAAAAUUAAGUAAAAGAAACUAGCAUUAGAACAAAAUUAAGCAAAAUAAUCUAGCAUGAAAACAAAAUUAAGUAAAAAAAACUGAUAUGGAAACAAAAUUAAGCAAAAGAAAUUGAUAGGAAAAUAAAAUGAGGCAAAAAAAUUUAACAUAGAAAUAAAAUUUAGCAAAAGAAACUGACAUGGAGACAAAGUUAAGAAAAAUAAACUAACAUGGUGAUAAAAUUAAGCAAAAAAACUGAUAUCGAAACAAAAUUAUGCAAAAGAAACUAGCAUCAAGAUAAAAUUAAGCAAAAAAAAAUGACAUAAAGACAAAAUUAAACAAAAGAAACAUGUAGGUAAAAUUAAAUAAAAGAAACUAGUAUAUAAAUAAAAUUUAGCAAAAGAAAUUGGCAUAGAAACAAAAUUAACCAAAAGAAACUCUCAUGAAAACAAAAUUAAGCAAAAAAAUAAUUAUCAAAACAAAAUUAAGCAAAAGAAACUAGCUUGGAAACAAAAUUAAGCAAAAAAGAAACUGACAUUAGAACAACAUUAAGCAAAAGAAACUAGCAUGAAAAUAAAAUUAAACAAAAAAAACUGAUAUGGAAACAAAAUUAAGCAAAAGAAACUGAUAGGGAAAUAAAAUUAAGUAAAAUAAACUGACAUAGAAACAAAAUUUAGUCAAACAAAUUAUCAUAUAAACAAAAUUAAGCAAAAAAAACUAACAUUAAAACAUAAUUAAGCAAAAGAACC